Gigantopelta aegis is the source of this 2002-nucleotide messenger RNA. RefSeq names its product programmed cell death protein 6-like. The transcript is spliced from 6 exons. The record is from RefSeq and is a predicted model, not a curated record. NCBI's taxonomy places the organism in Eukaryota, Metazoa, Mollusca, Gastropoda, Neomphalida, Peltospiridae. Bases 56 to 637 code for a protein of 193 amino acids. Gene Ontology annotation, molecular function: calcium ion binding.
CUUAUGGUUCAGGAAAUACAUUUUUGUUUCACAAUCUCAUUAGUCAGACUUGAAUAUGGCGUACAAUCCUUACCAACAACAGCAGCAGCAACAGUACCGGGGACCCGCUCCUCCUCCCCAGCAGCCGGAUCAGAAUUGGUUAAUGUCAGUUUUUCAAAGAGUUGACCGAGACAGGAGUGGACAGAUAUCAGUCAAGGAGUUAGGAGACGCUUUGUCAAAUGGAACAUGGACUCCAUUCAAUCCAGAAACAGUUCGACUGAUGAUUGGAAUGUUUGACCGGGACCAGUCAGGAACGAUCAACUUCCAGGAGUUCUCGGCGCUCUGGAAGUACGUCACUGACUGGCAGCAGUGUUUCCGUAGUUACGACAGAGAUAACUCCGGGUCCAUUGACAAGAAUGAAUUAAAAAAUGCACUCACAUCUUUCGGUUACCGGCUGUCUGACCGAUUCUACGAUAUCCUCGUUAAGAAGUUUGACAGACAGGGUCGAGGAACAAUAGCCUUUGAUGAUUUUAUCCAGUGCUGUGUGGUUCUACAGACUCUAACAGGCUCGUUCCGGCUGUACGACACGGAUCAGGACGGGUGGAUACAGAUCACAUACGAACAGUUUCUAACCAUGGUGUUCAGUCUCAAGAGCUAGUUCGGUUUCCCUCGUACAACUGCUGCCUGUGUACAAUCGAACCAUAUGCUCAAAACAGUGCUCUGCUAUUGUAAAUGAGUCUUCUAACCCUUGUGACCGUUUUUUAUUGCAGUAUGGCAACAAAUUCAGUGAACAAUAAGAGCUACAUGUAUGUGAAUAUUACAGAAAUCCAUAGAUCAAUUCAUAUUUUUUUCUAAAGCCUAAAAAUAUAAAAGAAUGUUCAGUUAACAGCUUCGUUUUAAAUCAAACAACACUUAAUUUUUUGUUAUCUUUGACACUGAACAUUUUACUGCUGUUCAGUGUACAGCUUCAUAAAUAUUUGUUUCGCCCUAAAUUAACAUUCAGUUUCUGUGUUUAAAUUUAAAAUACAAUCAUGCAUUAUGUCCAAUACCAGUAAGUAAUUAAAAUACAUUAAUCUCCCUCACGGCUGUUGGGAAGAUGAAAGCUAAAUACCAGGCCCCAUGCUUAUAAAACCUUUUUUGAGUCUUAGCCUCGAGACUUAUAAUUGAGUCUGAGAUUCAAAACGUUUUAUAAGACACGGGGGUACAGAGUGUGUCAUAUGUUUCUAUAUUGGUCCAUCAUGUCAGUAAUUCGGUAUCUUAUCCAUCAUUUGAUAUUCUUUUUAUUUUUUAAAUUUUGGUUCUUUGUUCUGAAGACAACAAAAAAAAGAAGAUUUAAAAGUGUAAAGUUAAGAAACGUUUUUUUAAUGUAACUCUACAGUAACUAAUAUUUGAUGUACAUGUAUAUAUUUUGUGGAACAGUAGUAGCAGAUUGCCAAGGAAAAAAAAUGUCAGUUUAAUGACACCGCAUUCAUAGUUUAAUCUAUGGCUAUAAUAUUUAAGAGAAGUCAUAAUUUUCACACAGUGUCAUGUUUGAGAGACAAAUCCUCACUUAUAUAUAAAAUAUCUUCAUGUAUAUCUAAUAGUCACUGAUGAAACAAUGUGCUAAGGUGUCAUUCAACAUUCCUUUCAUCUGUUUUAUAUUUAAUUAGAGCAGUGUGUACACGUAUUGGAAUUAAUAGUUGUUGAGUUGAAAUUGUGUGUAAACUUACAAAGAGGUUGUUUUAUUUGUAUAAGUAAUAUAUAUGGCUCUGUUAAAUCAUGAUCAUAAUAUUAAUUUGUAGAUCUAUACAGACAAUAUAGAUUUUUAUUACCCAGCGGUCACUCAUAACAGGGAAAAUAUUUUCCAUAUUUUCUCAGUGGGAAAUAUUCCGCAUUGGUCAAACAAACAAUACUAAUAUUACUAUUGGAUGAUUUGAUGCUUACAAACCAAUGACCUUGUCGGUACUAAAUAUGAUGUCAUCACAAUUUGGCAAACACAAAAUGACGUCAUGUAGUUUAAAGAGUUUGCAUUUAUGGCUCUCUG